Molecule: messenger RNA, 1081 nt
Organism: Sabethes cyaneus
Lineage: Eukaryota; Metazoa; Arthropoda; Insecta; Diptera; Culicidae
Exons: 4
Coding region: 130-783 (217 amino acids)
Source: RefSeq, a predicted model, not a curated record
UCCAGUCUCGAAAAACUAGCUAGCGGUGUGUGAUCCACCACGCGUAGAAAGUGAGAAAAUAAGUGCUGAUAGAGGCAAAAGUCGCGAAUACCAUCCAGAAGCAUUACGUAGAGAGGCAGACAGAAAAAAAUGCAACGCUUUGUAGUGUUCGCCGCUUUGGUUGGCCUUUCCACGGCUCAAUUCCCGAACGGAAGGAUACUGGAAGCGCCGAAUCCGCAACUAUGUGCCAACCGCAUUGUCCACGAAAGGGCUCCCGAUGGAAAGGGCUAUUUCUUCUCGUGGCGUGAUCCCACCCUGCAAGGCGCAGAGAAAGACUGGCUAGACGCAAGAAACUACUGCCGGCAACGAUGCAUGGACAGCGUUUCCGUUGAGACCAGCCCCGAAAACGAAUGGAUCAAGCAGAAAAUCGUCGAUGGAAAGCAAAAAUACAUCUGGACCAGCGGACGACAGUGCGACUUCAAGGGCUGCGAUCGCCCGGACUUGCAACCGGUUGCCGUGAACGGCUGGUUCUGGACUGCUGAGCUGCAGAAGCUAGCGCCCGCCAACGUGCGAAACCAAAACGACUGGUCCGAAAACGGAGGAAUCGGAAAACCCCAACCGGACAACCGUGAACUACUGCAAGGCGGUGCACCCGAGAACUGUCUAGCAAUCCUGAAUAAUUUCUACAACGAUGGAGUGCACUGGCAUGACGUUGCCUGCCACCACGUAAAACCAUGGGUUUGCGAAGAAAACGAUGCUUUACUGAAAUACGUCAAGUAUACAAAUCCUAAUUUACGCAUUUAAGGUGCAUCAUGGAAGUGCAAAAUGUCCCCAUGUUCUCAAAAUGUUCAACUGUUCUUCGUUAGGUUUCACCAAUUGUGUAUCAAAUAUCUGUUUUUUUUUUCUUUUUCCUCAUAGUGCUGAACUACAGUAGGUUUUCUGCAUAAAUUAUAUAUUUAGUAGUGCGCAUAGAACAUAAGACUUAAUUUUUCUAAGAAAGCGUUUUCGACUGCUAGGUUUGAAUGGAACUUUUGAUGUUUGAUAGUGACUUGAUCAUAGGUUCUAAGAUCCAUUUUAUUUAUUAAAUAAAGCCUAAAACCAA